Kockovaella imperatae is the source of this 4476-nucleotide messenger RNA. RefSeq lists its product as hypothetical. Gene Ontology annotation, cellular component: eukaryotic translation initiation factor 4F complex. The transcript has 5 exons. Lineage: Eukaryota; Fungi; Basidiomycota; Tremellomycetes; Tremellales; Cuniculitremaceae. The record is from RefSeq and is a predicted model, not a curated record. The coding region runs from base 1 to 4476 and encodes 1491 amino acids. Gene Ontology annotation, molecular function: protein binding; translation initiation factor activity; mRNA binding.
AUGCCAACAUCGUUGCAUCAAUCAUCUGCACUCACACAGGCUCUACCAUCCGCGACUCCUAAAAUCACCGCCCCAGCUGAAUCUCGAACAUCCGUGGGUCUGCUCUUGACUCUGGAAUCUUCGAAGAGCACUCCAUCCCAUCGCAUGGAAGCCAAUUCAGCCACCAGCAACGUUCCUAAUGGUUCUCCAGCCCACCCCGCCCAACCAGCUCACAACAGAAAAGGCAGUAUCAUGGUAGGCGGUGGCGUUGAUAUUCAGAGAGGCAAUAUCGCUUUCGGCACAGCCAACAUUGACUCACCAAAUCCCCUGCUUUCAUCGUCUCCUGCCGCUCCAUUCACCACCGGCUCGCAUCUCGCUGGCAAUGUGAAAUCCUUCGGUUCAAUCGAUGCCGAUGGGCAGACAGAUAGCAAUGCCGUCAAGGCAAAUCGUCGCGUCAGCGGGCCAGGCGCGGGACCAGUUGAAGCGUCCGCAACCAAACAGCCAGACUUGCAUUCCCUCUUCGCUUCCAAACCCAAGACUGCGGGCUCCAACCCCAAUUCUUCAAUGGGAAAAACCCCUCCUCCACCUCCUGCUAUGAGUCCGACGCACUCGGCACAUGGUACCCGACCGUCGAUAAAUGGUGGCUAUUCCUCGCACAACGUGAUGCCCAACACCAUGUACAAUUCUCCCGUGCCAAAUCAGACGCAUUUACGUCCGCCUCCCCUAGGCUCUACAAGCCAACCGAGGUCCCCGAACGCUACUCAUAUGCUGCCGGGUCAGUACAAUGGCAUGGGUCAACAGCCCUACACCCAGAACUUCCGACCGCCGCAAGCCAAUGGGGCCCAGCCCCAGAUGCGGCCCAAUCAGUACUCCACUAUGCAACCUGGUCGUCCGGCAAUGAUGCUGCCCCAGCAGCAUAUGAACGGAAUGCACUCGGCGCCUCAGAAUGGCUAUUCCAUGAUGCCAUAUCCUGGUCAAGGAUACUACGACGGGUAUAACAUGUACGCUCCUCAACAAUUCGGGAUCAAUCCGCAAUGGGCACCUCAGCAGCAUCCUCAGAAUCAGUCGCUCAAUGGCCAACUCUCGCCGCUCGCACCUGCGCAUCAGCUGGCGAAUACCGGACAGCCCUCUCCCGCUCCGCACAUGAACAACCUCCCGAGCAGUAGCGGCGCGAGUCCUGCGCCAACACCUCCCACCCGACCUGCCAGCCUGAUCAAUCAUCAGUCGACCCAGUCCAACGCGUCGCUAGUCUCUCUUCCGUCUACACCCUCACGCUCAUCCGUCACUCCAGGUACUCUCACACCUCAAUCAUUGCAGGGACAGCCUCCAUCCUUCACCGGGCUGUCAGGAGGAGCUUCAACGUUCACUCCGAGAGCGACCGGCAAGGCCAUUCGCCUUACCCGUCCAGACGGUACUGCAAUUGAUGUCAAGGAAGCAGCCGCCGCGGCGAAGGGACCCGCUGCCUCGGUCCCGACUGCAGAAAAAGCACCGGAGACAGCCGCAUCGCCGCAGCCUCCCAAGAAGAAGUUGCCGACCAUGCCAAUCAUCGUCCGACCGGAGUCUGAAGAGCCUAAUAAAGCCCUAUUGGAAGAAGAUCAGCGAGCUCUCCGAAUCAAGCGAGAAGAGGAGAUUGAGGCCCAGGAACGCAAGGAACGCAAAGAAAGACUUGCUCGUGAGGCGGAAGAAAAGGCGAAGCAGGCCGCGGCAACGGAAGUCAAGGUGACAGAACCCGAGGUUUCUGAGCCCGUCAAGCAACUGGAGCCCUCCAAGGACUCGGAGGCCGUCAAGCAACCGGAGGACGUCAAGCAAUCGGAGCCGUCCAUCCACUCGGCGGCCGGGAAGCAGCCAGAUGCAAUUGCCGAGUCGGUUGGGACGAAAGAGGACCUGAAGGCAGCGAAAGACAAGGACCCCCUCAAGUCGGAUCAAGAACCCAUCCAAGGGAAAGCUGUCGCGUCCGCCGCUGCGUCACCUCUGGCGUCGCCGGCCAUGGCGAGCGCUGGGCUCCCUCCAAAGCCAGUGGGCGCGGCCACCCAACGCCGGGCCGCACCCCCCUCGCUGGAUGUCAAAUCUUCGACCGAUGAAUCGUCUCCCGGUCCCUCGACGCUCACUGCCGCUCGUCCGAUCGAGGAUAUCUCGACAAUAGUCUAUCCCGGGUCGACGAAAUCACCUCGUCCCGAGCUCAACGUCGAUGCCAAACCCGGCAAAUUCCGCUACGAUCGCGAAUUCUUGAUGCAGUUUAUGCACGUAUGCCGAGAGAAACCUGAGAAUCUGCCCCCUUUGGACGAGAUCGGCUUGGAGGCGGAUGCAUCCAGUGGUUUCGGGACAUCCCGCAGUGGGCGUGGCGGCUCACGAUCAUCCAUCAACGCUGGUCGUGGAGCGGCUCCGACAGGCCUGGGUAUCGGAGGGCUCGGGAACAACCGACCACCCUUCCCAGCACAAGGCAUGGGCAGCUUCAACAUGGGCAGCUUCGGAUCAGGAUCCAUCAGGGGUACUACCAGCGAAGAGAGAUAUAAUCGAUCUCUGGCACAAGGCCGACAAAGCGGCAUGGCGCGCACACCAAGUCAGGGCGGUGCGGGCGGUCUGCAUGGUCUACCCCCUAUGAGCAUGUCAACGUCUCGCAGUGGAGCAAGUAGGAGUCAGCGGGGCCAGAAACGACUGCCGCAAGAUUCCCGAGGUGGCUUGGACCCUGAUGUAGCGCCGCUCGUCUCGACCAACAACUCAUGGGUCAAGUCACGUCCAACUGGAGAUGAUGAGGGCUCGCCAGCAUACAUUGAACGAAAAGUCAAGGCUCUGCUCAACAAGCUCACAGCCGAAAAGUUUGACUCGAUCUCAAUGCAGAUUCUGGAGUGGGCAAACAAGUCAGCAUCUGAGACAGAUGGAAUGACCUUAAAACUGGUCAUCAAGCAGAUUUUCGAAAAGGCGACAGAUGAAGCACACUGGUCAAGCAUGUACGCCCGGCUUUGCCGUUUGCUAUUGGAGCGGCUAGAUCCCGCCAUCACAGAGACUGUCGAUGGCAAACCAGUAUCCGGCGGAUUGUUGUUCCGUCGCUACUUGAUUGGUCGUUGUCAGUUAGACUUUGAAGCCGGCUGGAAGGCUCGAGAAGAAGCUGCUACCGCGGCUGCGGCAAAGAGCGAAGAGGACAAGGAGCGCCUUGCACAACACGAACGAGAGCAGGAUGGUAGCGGUGAAGCUGCGAUGCUCAGCGACGAGUAUUACGCCGCGCAGAAGGCCAAGCGUCGAGGCUUGGGUUUGGUGCAGCUGAUUGGUGAACUCUACAACAUGGACAUGAUUGGCAAAGGUGUCAUCGGCCAGUGUUUCAUCAAACUUCUGGUCAAUGUUCAGACACCAGAUGAAGAGGACAUUGAGUCGGCCUGCAAGCUCUUGACAACGGUAGGAAAGCCGUUCGAGCAGGCCGCUCCAGAAAACAUGGAAAUAGUAUUUGGUAGAUUGAAUGUCAUCCUCAAGGGUGAUGCCGUGCCUUCACGUAUCAAAUUUAUGAUCAUGGAUGUGAUUGAUCUGCGCAAAUCCAAGUGGGAAUCGCGCAACAAGACCGCUGGUGUCAUGACAAUCGCCGAAAUCCACCAAGCCGCAGCUCGGGAGCAAGCCGAGAAGACUGCUGCUGCUGCACAGGCGGCGCGGGAAUCUAUCUCGCGAGGAGGGUCUCGUGCUGGUCACUCGCGGGCUCAGCCGGGAGAAUGGCAGUCUGUCGCAUCUUCAGGAACCCGACCUCUGCAACGACCUACAGAUUUCUCCAACAUUGGCCGAAACAUCAGCUCGGCUGGAGUACCCAGCGCGCCAACCUUCGGACCCACAAGCGUCUUUGCCAAGGGCCGCGGCAAGGCAGCCGGCACGACCACACCUCCGCUGUCCCGCCAAGCUUCGACGACCAAUAUGUUCAGUGCGCUUAGAGAUGAACCGAAUGAGGCGGCAAGCGAGCGUCGCGGUAGCGCCGACGACAGUCAAACUCAGAGACCCAAACUCAAUCUUCAACCCCGCUCAAAACCUGCAGAUGCAGAGGAGGCGGAAGACCCGAAAUCGGAGAUUGACGUCGAUGCCAAGCUGGACUCGGACAUGAAAGAGUUGUGGGGUGAGAAGGACGCCGGUGGUUCCCGUGAUCCCGACGACAUCGUCGAAUAUUUCAAGAGUCUUCCGGAGGAGCAUCGGGGCUCAUUGGCGAAGCGAUUGGUGGAUGACGUCUUCCGAAUAGCUAGAGUGAAAGACGCCGAGGUGGUCGCAAAGGGAUUCAGGAAAGCAUUAGAGGAAAGUGUGACUACAGCGGAAGUCCUAAAGAAAAGCCUCGAAACUCGUCUGCCUACAUUGGACGAUGAAGCUGUCGAUUUCCCUCAAGCCUACAACGCCGUUGCUACAUUAAUGAAGAGUCUUUCGCUCUCGGAUGACGAGAUUGCCUCUCUGGCCAGCCAAAUCGAAGUUGAAGGGGAACCACGAGUAACGCCAAAACAAAAGCUCGAGAGAGCGCUCGCCGCAUUGGAUCAAUAA